Molecule: messenger RNA, 2127 nt
Organism: Mugil cephalus (flathead mullet)
Lineage: Eukaryota; Metazoa; Chordata; Actinopteri; Mugiliformes; Mugilidae
Gene: cebp1
Product: CCAAT/enhancer binding protein (C/EBP) 1
Exons: 3
Coding region: 158-754 (198 amino acids)
Biological process (GO): DNA-templated transcription; myeloid cell differentiation; regulation of transcription by RNA polymerase II
Molecular function (GO): DNA-binding transcription factor activity, RNA polymerase II-specific; RNA polymerase II cis-regulatory region sequence-specific DNA binding
Source: RefSeq, a predicted model, not a curated record
GAGAGAGAGAGAGGGAGAGAGAGAGAGAGAGAGAGAGAGAAAGAGAGAGGAAGUGAUGGUGUGACAAUCAGAGGGGUACCUGUCUGUCUCCUGUCUUUCCUUCAGUCAGGGGAGAACCUGAAGAUUAUUCUCAGUCUGUGGAUACUAAAGAAAAGUCAUGAUGUCUGAUUCCAGGGUGUCCUCCGUCAUCCAGGAGUGGGUGAGCUCAUACCCGCCUCAGGCCCUGAACCCUGUCCCGUCCAACCAGGCGGCGCCGAGCAACCACAUGUCCCAGAUGGACAUGAUCUCGUACAGCCAGUCUCAGGGGAUGAUCAGGGGGGGCGGCGACGACAGAGUGGCCGAGCAGAUGAUGGGGCUGUCGUACUUGCCGUACACGUCGUCCUGCCACAGCAACGCCUCCAGCGUCGCGAGCACCCACCACCACCAGAGCCAUGGCAACACUCAGCAGGACUUCUCCUCCUUCCUGCUGCCCACUCUGAGGGCCCCGGUGACCAAGAGAAGCAUCAGCAAGGACAGUGUGGAGUACCGCAUGAGGCGCGAGAGGAACAACAUCGCGGUGAGGAAGAGCAGGGACAAGGCCCGCAGGAGGAUCCUGCUGACCCAGCAGAGGGCCAUGCAGCUGCAGGAGGAGAACCAGAAGCUGCAGCUCAGGAUAGGACAGCUGACACAGGAGCUGGACACUCUGAAACACAUCCUGUCACAGCGACACCUGCAGGGAAGCGAAGAGGGAGCAGCGAGGGAGUCCAGCAUCUGAACACGGCCCAGAACCAAACUGCUGUACUUUGUCUCAUUAGAUUUGAUUUGAUUGCAGCAUACAGUGUGUGUGUGUGGUUAAUUGUGUGUUGCCAUGUUUAGAAUUGUGAGGAGACAAAAUAACACGCUGGCAUUGUCAUAGCCACUAUUCAGGACACUGAGGUCAUGUCCUCCACAUCUUCUCUAGGAGCUUAAGAGUUAGCACUGGGGAGUUACACCUGAUUAUACUGCACGAGCCCUUCUUUCACAUACUUUUACAGUGACUGUCCAGCUUUAGGUUUUAAUUGGCAAUGAUGUAAUUAACGAUUUCCUGAACGUUUUUGACUCUGCUUCAUACAAAAUUUCAUACAAUUGAUCUUCAGAGCUGGUAGCUAACCAGCUUAGUUUAAGCUAAUGCAACAGUUAGCCUAGCUAGCCUAAUUAACCUAGUUAAAUUUAAUGUCUUGGUGACUUUUAAAAGUUUUCAGCUUUUAUUAUAAGUGGAUGUUCUAGUCCUGAACAAGUGUUUUUUUUUUUUUUUUUUUUUUUUUGGUUAAGCUUGUUAUUCAUAGUAAAAUAUAAUUUCUUGCACUUUUUCUCUUGUGUUCAGUUUUGUGAAAUCUACAGAAAAGACCAUUUUUGAAAAUCAAAUACAAACCCUUCUUUUAGAUUCAGUUUCAGAUUCAGGUUUAUUUGUCAUUUGGAGUUUCCCUCCAGGUUAACGACUGGUCAGCUCAGUCCUAAGUAGCACAAAAGAGGCCAUUGAAGGUGUGUUUUUGGAACUUUACUCACAAAGGUCACAUUUGUGGCGUCGUAUUUUUUAGCAGAAACAUCUCCACAGAUGCUCGGCUAUGAAUCCUGUAAACGCAUUCACUGUCAUUUCUUCAGCGGGCCAUUUUGAUACCUCAUAGGGAUUUAACUUCAUUUAAAUGCAUAUUUCUGGGCUCGCCACUUCAAAUGUGUCAAGUACUCCCAUUUAACCAAUUGGAUGCUGAGGCAUUUUAAGUCUGAGAAUUAACAUUAACAUCUCCACAGUUGGCUCAUAUAAGAAAGUGCAAAAAUAAAUGAAAAUGUGCAUCCUGGGUGAAAUGACGGCAGGGUUCUCUGAAAUAGUGGCCAUACCGCUGCAGACUGGAGCAGCUUAAAAGGCUGUCACAAUAGAAAAGUGACUGGUAAGUCUGAAUGUAUUUGUUCUAACUGUAAGUCCUUAAAUGUGUGUGUAAACUUAAAAUGAGUAAAAAGUGUAUGCAGAAAUUAAAAAAUACAACUAUUAUGUGAGGGACAGUUGAAAAAUCUCAGCUGCUGAGUUCUGAGAAGAACUUCAGAUAGAGGUCCGCUGUGGCCUCGGCUGAUUUGCCUAAAGAUUUGGUUUAAUAAACACUGUCUUAUCAUCUA